AUGGGGCGUGCAAAAUUAAGGAUGGAAUUCAUAACGAAUGAGAAAGCCCGAAAUAGAGAUUUUGAGGGAAAAACAACCGAUUUCAGUACCCUUUGUGAUGUUGAUACAGUUAUGAUCAUGUACCCUCCCAAUAAUUCUAACAAGCCUGAUAUUUGGCCUAAUAACGACCAUAAUAAAACCAUGAAUACCAUCACCUCUUACAAGUCAAAAAAGGGUGAUCAAACAAGGAUAAGAACUUAUAAUCUUAUCGACUUUUUUAAAGAUCGCCAGAGAAAGAUCGAAGACGCGCUUCUUAAGGCCAGAAUAAAGAACAUGGAAGCCAAGUACCCAACGUGGUUCGAUAAGUUAGAUGGUUUGAACAUAUGUGAAUUGACACAAUUUGCCAUGUGGUUGCAAAAUAAAGAGAAAAUAGUCAUGGCUCAUCUUGAUCUCAUGAAAAGAAACAACAACAUGACCAUUAUUCAACAGCCCUUCAUGUUUAGCUUUGAUAACCGACCUGCAGCCUAUGUUUCAUUAUGA
This is a messenger RNA of Erigeron canadensis, 519 nucleotides long. RefSeq lists its product as uncharacterized. The transcript has a single exon. The coding region runs from base 1 to 519 and encodes 172 amino acids. Gene Ontology annotation, molecular function: protein dimerization activity; DNA binding. The record is from RefSeq and is a predicted model, not a curated record. Lineage: Eukaryota; Viridiplantae; Streptophyta; Magnoliopsida; Asterales; Asteraceae.